Molecule: messenger RNA, 736 nt
Organism: Alnus glutinosa
Lineage: Eukaryota; Viridiplantae; Streptophyta; Magnoliopsida; Fagales; Betulaceae
Product: early nodulin-like protein 15
Exons: 2
Coding region: 66-599 (177 amino acids)
Cellular component (GO): plasma membrane
Molecular function (GO): electron transfer activity
Source: RefSeq, a predicted model, not a curated record
CCAUUUCCUCAUUCAACUCUCUCUCUCUCUCUCUAAAGAGCUCAAAGCCUUAUACCAAAUCAACCAUGGCUUUACACAGAGCUCUACUGUCUUCAAUGCUACUUAUAUAUCUCUUCGCCUCCUUCACAGAAGCAAGAGAAUUCUUGGUUGGAAGCAAGACCAACGCAUGGAAAAUCCCAUCCUCUGAAGCCGAAUCGCUCAACAAAUGGGCUGAAGCCUCACGUUUCCAAAUUGGAGACUCACUUGUUUGGAACUAUGAUCCGAGCAAGGACUCUGUGCUACAAGUGAGUGAAAAGGACUUCGAGAGUUGCAGUACUUCGAGUCCUAUAGCUGUAUACAAGGAGGGAACCACCAAGGUGAAGCUUGAUAGGUCAGGGCCAUUCUAUUUUAUCAGUGGAGCUGAAGGCCACUGUGAGAAGGGCCAAAAAUUGGUCACUGUUGUCUUGUCUGUGAGGCGUCAAUUCUCUUAUGUUUCUCCAGCACCUUCACCGGUAGAGUUUGAAGGCCCCGCUGUCGCUCCGACGAGUGGUGGUGCGAGUCUUAGGGGUGGAUUGAUGGUGGCCUUUGGGUUUCUGGUGGGGUUGGUGGUGUUGUUUUGAGGAAGACAUUAUUUUUGUGAUCGGUAGGAUUGAUUCAAUUUAUUGGUAGUAAUUGAUUUACAGGAGGGGAUAUUUGUUGUUCUCAAUUUCUAUUUGUAAUAUUCUUUUGAAAUUAUAUUAAAUUUCGAUAUUAAUGA